Molecule: messenger RNA, 2078 nt
Organism: Galeopterus variegatus (Sunda flying lemur)
Lineage: Eukaryota; Metazoa; Chordata; Mammalia; Dermoptera; Cynocephalidae
Product: U3 small nucleolar ribonucleoprotein protein MPP10
Exons: 11
Coding region: 8-2038 (676 amino acids)
Biological process (GO): rRNA processing
Cellular component (GO): small-subunit processome; Mpp10 complex; nucleus
Source: RefSeq, a predicted model, not a curated record
GACAGCGAUGGCCCCGCGGUUUUGGCGUCGGCGGACCCUGGAGCGGUGUUUGAAGGAGGUCGGUAAGGCUACCGGUCGGCCCGAGUGCUUCCUCACGAUUCAAGAGAGAUUGGCAUCAAACUUCACUUCUUUAACAAAAAUACUUUAUGACUUUAAUAAAAUAUUAGAGAAUGGUAGGAUCCAUGGGAGUCCUUUACAAAAACUUAUGAUAGAUAAUUUUGAUGAUGAACAGAUUUGGCAACAACUGGAAUUGCAGAAUGAACCAGUUUUACAAUACUUCCAGAAUGCAGUUAGUGAAACAAUUAAAGACAAAGACAUCAGUCUUCUCCCAGAGAGUGAAGAACAGGAGGGUGAAGAGGAUAGCUCAGAGAUCGAGACUGAUGGCCAAGAGGAUCUAGAACAAGAUUUGGAGGAGGAGGAGAGGGAAGUAUCAGACAUGGAUGACGAUGGUCCUAAAGGAGGUGAGAGAGCUAAAAACUCAAGCAAAUUUGAUCUGAGGAAAAGGCCGGUCUUCAGUGAUGAGGAUUCUGACCGUGACUUUGAUAUCAGCAAGUUGGAACAGCAGAGCAAGGUGCAAAACAAAGUGCCUGGGAAACCAAGAGAAAAGUCCAUAGUAGAUGAUAAAUUCUUCAAACUAUCUGAAAUGGAGACCUUUUUAGAAAACAUAGAAAAAGAAGAGGAAAAAAAAGAUGAUAAUGAAGAGGAAGAUUUUGAUUAUUUUGAAGAUAUUGAUUCUGAUGAAGAUGAGGGAGAGCUGUUUGGAAGUCAAAAACUUAAGUCAGGUAAAAGUUCCAGAAACUUGAAAUACAAAGAUUUCUUUGAUCCAGUUGAAAGUGAUAAUGACAUAACAAGUGUUCAUGAUGAUGAACUGGGUUCAAACAAAGAAGAGGAAGAAAUUGCUGAAGAAGACAACAUUUCCGAAACGGAUGAAGAUAGUGACCUUGAAGAAAGAGACAGUAAACAACCUAAGGAAACCUUGAAAAGAGUGACCUUUGCUUCAGUAGAUGAGGAAACUGAAGAUAAAGAUGUUUUACAUGUAAAGAGAGUUUCUAAUGAAGUGAAAUCCUCUUUUGAAAAAAAACAGGAAAAGAUGAAUGAAAAAAUUGCAUCUUUAGAAAAAGAGUUGUUGGACAAAAAGCCCUGGCAGCUUCAAGGGGAAGUGACUGCACAGAAGCGACCAGAGAAUAGCCUUCUGGAGGAGACCCUGCACUUUGACCAUGCCGUCAGGAUGGCACCUGUGAUCACAGAGGAAACCACCCUUCAACUAGAAGAUAUCAUUAAACAGAGGAUAAGAGAUCAAGCUUGGGAUGAUGUAGUACGUAAAGAAAAACCUAAAGAGGAUGUGUAUGAAUAUAAAAAGCGUAUAACCUUAGACCAUGAGAAGAGUAAAUUGAGCCUGGCUGAAAUUUAUGAACAGGAAUAUAUCAAACUCAACCAGCAAAAAACAGCGGAAGAAGAAAAUCCAGAGCAUGUAGAAAUUCAGAAAAUGAUGGAUUCCCUCUUCUUAAAAUUAGAUGCCCUCUCAAACUUUCACUUCAUCCCUAAACCGCCUGUACCAGAGAUUAAAGUGGUGUCAAAUCUCCCAGCCAUCACCAUGGAGGACGUAGCCCCCGUGAGUGUUAGCGAUGCAGCACUCCUGGCUCCGGAGGAAAUCAAGGAGAAAAAUAAAGCUGGAGAUGUAAAAACAGCUGGUGAGAAAACAGCUACAGACAAGAAGCGAGAAAGGAGGAAAAAGAAACAUCAAAAGCGUAUGAAAAUAAAACAGAAGGAGAAGCAGAGAAAACUGCUGGAAAAGAGCAACCCAGAUCAAGCAGGGAAACACAGCAAAGCAGCAGCUUCGGAGAAGUUAAAAGAGCUGACUAAAACAGGCAAGGUGUCCUUGCUAAAGGACAAAGGUAAAGACAAGGCCUUAAAGUCGUCUCGAGCAUUCUUUUCUAAAUUACAAGAUCAAGUAAAAAUGCAAAUCAACGAUGUAAAGAGAACAGAAAAGAAAAAGAAGAAAAGACAGGAUAUUUCUAUUCACAAAUUAAAGCUGUAAUAUAUUUUGAAUAUAAUCCAAAUAUUAAUAUAUAAGCUUA